This is a messenger RNA of Hirsutella rhossiliensis, 3378 nucleotides long. RefSeq names its product reverse transcriptase (RNA-dependent DNA polymerase) domain-containing protein. The transcript has 11 exons. The coding region runs from base 1 to 3378 and encodes 1125 amino acids. The record is from RefSeq and is a predicted model, not a curated record. Lineage: Eukaryota; Fungi; Ascomycota; Sordariomycetes; Hypocreales; Ophiocordycipitaceae. Gene Ontology annotation, molecular function: nucleic acid binding; zinc ion binding.
AUGGCCGCUGCUUAUUACGAACAGGGCGGUAUCGAUGGUGCUCGCUCCCCAGAUCUGUUUCUCGACUACUUGAACCGUCGGUACGGGGACCCGAACGCAAAGGCACGAGCACUGGAUCGACUUCGAUCGUUGAAGCAGAAGCCUGAUGAGAGUUUCGCCAGUUUCUUCCCAAAGUUCGAGAAAGAGCUUGCCGAUAGUGGCGGUGGCGAGUGGGCCGACGUGGUGCAAAUCAAUUACUUGGAAGGAGCAAUUAAUAAUAGGCUCAAGUCGAGUCUCGUCAGUGCCAUAGCCUCAAUUUCCACCAACGACAACAAGGCCGCGAGCAGAGGUCAAGAAAGGAGUAUGGUCGUUUAUCCGAACCGCUCGAGUCCCGACAAAGCCCCGUCACCCGGAUCGCCAACCACGUCGUCCCCCCCGUCCGAUGAUCAGAUGGAUUGGGAACCCGAGCGCAAAUGUUACGAGUGCGGGAAGCUUGGCCAUCUUGCGGCCAAGUGUCCCGGGAAGGAGCGGCGGCAGCAGAGAGUCAAGGAGCGCGCAAAGGCUGAGGCGGAAUGGGCAACUCAGAAGGACGAGAUGGACUGUGAAGGCCUCUACGUAAAUUUCGGUAUCAAUCGAGAGUAUUUCACCACGGCCUUCGUUGACUGUGGUUGCCUGUGUUAUGGGACCAUCAGUGAGCGCCUUGCCCGCAAGCUUCACCUGCCGCGUAUUCCGAUUAAACCUCGAGCGUUGGAGCAGGUCAACACAUUCUCACCCGAGGCCAUCUGUGCCGUGACCUACUUCGACUUCGAUAUCGACGGGUACCAGAAGAAAAGAGCUUUUUUCUACGUUGUGCGAGACCAGACCGAUCCUGUGAUUCUGGGCAAGAAGUGGUUGAACCAGGAGGAUGUCACCUUGCGAUUAUCGCAGAACCUCUUGCAUAUCGGGACGCACGACCAUUGGGUGAAAGGCCGAGACCCGAAGGAGGAGGAACGGUGCAACAUACGAGGACAGGCGGCGUUCGUGUUCGCCGGAAUGGUUCGCCGAGCAAGAAAGUUCAAGCAUCGAGACGAUGGAGUGCGGAUCUUCGCCGCAAGCCUGAAAGACAUUGAGAAGGCAUUGACUCCGAGGAAGAAGUCAGACCCGAGAGAGAAGCUGCCCCGUCACUACCACGAGUACCUAUCCGUCUUCGACCGCGACCAAGCGGACCAACUCCCACCGCGUCGUCCGGGGUGUGAUCACAAGAUUCAGUUAGAGAGAGGUCCUGAUGACAAGGAGAAAGAACCGCCGUGGGGACCAUUGUACGGCAUGUCACGAGAAGAGCUCAUUGUUCUGCGAAAGACUCUCACUGAGCUACUCGACAAGGGUUUCAUUCGAGCAAGUAGUUCUCCAGCGUCAGCACCAGUUUUGUUCAAAGACCGAUAUCCCUUGCCGUUGAUCGAGGAAACUUUGCGGUCGCUGUCCAAGGCCAAGUGGCUCACCAAACUUGACGUUAUCGCAGCAUUUCACAAGAUUCGCGUCGAGGAGGGAGACGAGUGGAAGACAGCAUUCAGAACACGUUACGGACUCUACGAAUGGCUUCGUUACAUAAACCACACGUUGCGAGAUUUCCUCGACGAGUUCUGUUCCGCUUACAUUGACGACAUCUUGAUCUACUCGAGCGGUUCGCUCGCAGAUCAUCGCAACAAAGUCAGGCAGGUCCUUGCUCGACUGCGAGAUGCAGGCCUGCAGAUUGAUAUCGACAAGUGUGACUUUGAGGCAAAGAGUGUCAAGUACCUGGGCUUCAUCGUCGAAGCCGGGAAAGGUAUCCGCGUGGACCCGGAGAAGGUAUUCUCCAACAUCGCCGCGCCUCUAACGGCGUUAACAAAGAAGGAUGCGGUGUUUGCGUGGUCGAAGGAGUGCGACAAGGCCUUCGAGGAGUUGAAGGCUCUUCUGACCAGUGCGCCGGUCCUUGCGCAAUGGGAUCCGGAUAGAGAGACGAUUGUGGAGACGGAUUCAUCCGGUUAUGUCACAGGAGGGGCGCUCUCGCAAAAGGGCGAUGACGGCAUCAUGCGGCCUGUGGCCUUCUUCUCAAAGAAAAACGCACCGGCGGAGUGCAACUACCCAAUCCACGAUAAAGAGCUGCUGGCGAUCAUUCGCUGCCUUGAGCAUUGGGACGCCGAAUUGAGGAGUGUGAAGUCCUUUACCGUUUUGACGGAUCAUCUCAACCUCCGUUACUUCACCAAGAAGCACUUCACCAUCAAGCAUCGACCGGGCAAAGAAGCCGUCGUACCGGACACGCUGUCUCGACGAGAACAGGACAUGCCGCACAGCGCCGAAGAUGAUCGGUUGCAAGGACGACGUGUUCAGCUGCUGCAACGUAACAAGGGUGGCCUGGUGACAAAAGUCAAGAGCGGUUAUGUCACCAAGGGCGACACGGAUCAACCCGAUGACGCAACAACUGACCAAGACGACUCAAUCGAAAACCCUUUCUCGGACCCGGAACUGCAGAAGUUAUGGGACGAAGGUGUCAAGAAGCACAAUCGUUAUUGGCUCAUCCGAAAGGCCGUACAGCAAGGCGAGAGGCGUCUGCCGUCGCAUUGGGGACUGCCCGUGAUGCUCUCGGAAUGCUCGAUUGACGAUGGACAGCGGCUCUGCUGGCGAGAGCGAAUUUGGGUGCCGAACCACGAACCCUGCGCACGCGGCUUAUGCAGGAGACGCCUCGAUUCAGACGUGCGUCAAUUUCCGCUACCUAUUCCAGACAGGAUCUGGUCGGAGCUGUCAAUUGACUUUGUGACAGACCUGCCACCAACCAAGUCGAACGGUUCGACCAACCUUAUGGUCGUGACGGACAGACUGUCCAAAAGUGUCGUUCUUGAGUCAUUGAAGGACAUCACGGCCGAGACGACGGCCAGAGCAUUGCUACGGAACGUGGUGCAACACCAUGGCGUGCCGCGCGCGAUCGAUAACUGGGAAGAGCUGUUGCCAGCGGCCAUGAUGGCCAUCAACAAUCACAACUCGACGUCGACAGGCCUGAGCCCGUUCUUUAUCACGCAUGGGUAUCAUGUUGACCCGAUACAAGUCAAGGAGAAGUUACGGACGGACGGAAGGUCCCCAGUGACCAGGGCUGAAAGCAUUGUGCAACGAUUUCGAGAGGCAACGGAAUGGGCCCAGGCGGCAAUUGCGUCAGCGCAAGAGCAGCAAGAGAAGAACGCCAAUUCGCGAAGACAGCCGUCAGACCAGUUCAAGCCUGGAGACAAGGUAUGGCUGCGACUUCGCAACAUCCGAUCCAAUCGGCCAUCCAAGAAGCUCGAUUGGCUGUCGGCCAAGUACACCGUCCUGGAGACCAUUGGGUCACACGCGUGCAGGCUGGACACGCCUCCGGAAUACACAACGUGUUCCACGUGUCGCUCUUACGCUUAG